This is a messenger RNA of Suillus fuscotomentosus, 954 nucleotides long. Its product is annotated as 4-hydroxybenzoate polyprenyl transferase. Gene Ontology annotation, molecular function: 4-hydroxybenzoate polyprenyltransferase activity. The record is from RefSeq and is a predicted model, not a curated record. Gene Ontology annotation, biological process: ubiquinone biosynthetic process. The coding region runs from base 1 to 954 and encodes 317 amino acids. The transcript is spliced from 6 exons. Lineage: Eukaryota; Fungi; Basidiomycota; Agaricomycetes; Boletales; Suillaceae. Gene Ontology annotation, cellular component: mitochondrial inner membrane.
AUGGAGGUCAAAUCAACAGUUGUUAAGCAGCACUCUCAGCACUUGUCGUCGGAUAGGACUUGGGUAGACCUUUUUCCAUCCAAAAUACGUCCUUACCUCUAUCUGGCACGAGUUCACAACCCUGCCGGAACGCUCUUGCUGUUCUAUCCAUGCGCAUGGUCGGUCACCAUGGCUUGCUACGCACACGGCGCGCCCGUCUCGACGAUGUGGACAUAUGUUGGGUUGUUCCUUGCUGCCGCCCAAGUGUUCCACUCCGCUGGCUGCGUGAUCAAUGACAUGUGGGACAAAGACGUUGAUGCUGCCGUUCCGCGAACAAGCACGCGGCCCUUGGCUUCGGGUGAUGUCUCAAUGUUCGGGGCAUUCGUCUUUCUUAUCCCACAGCUGGCUCUUGGCGUCUGGCUCUUGAUGCAGCUGAAUGAAUACAGCUUGCGACUUGGACUUUCGUCCCUGGGCCUGGUGGUGUUGUAUCCUGCCAUGAAGCGUGUGACCAAUUGGCCGCAGGCGGUGCUUGGCUUGUGUUUCAACUGGGGAGCACUACUCGGCGCGGCUUCGGUUGUUGGUGCAGUUGACUGGCAUGUGUACGUGCCUCUGUACCUCGGCGCUGCCAACUGGACGAUUGUGUACGACACUUCUUACGCUCGUCAAGACAGAGAUGAGGACGCCAAAUAUGGUGUGCGCUCGACCACGAUCAUCUUUGGAGAUCAAAUCCGCCCUAUUCUCGCCAUAUUCUCCGCCAUUGUUUGUUCUCUGGUGUCGUACGCCGGGUACUGCAACGGGCACGGCUGGCCAUUCUUCUGUGGUGUUGCCAUGGGCGCACUUCACCUCGCCCGACUCCUCGCCAGGACAGACUUUGAAAACAAGGAGAGCUGCGAUGCUACCCUCCUCAGCAAUGCUUGGUUCGGCUUUUGGGUUUGGGCUGGAGCUUUCGCCGACCUUCUUCUCACAACCCAGUAA